Pichia kudriavzevii is the source of this 750-nucleotide messenger RNA. RefSeq lists its product as uncharacterized. The record is from RefSeq and is a predicted model, not a curated record. Lineage: Eukaryota; Fungi; Ascomycota; Pichiomycetes; Pichiales; Pichiaceae. The transcript has a single exon. The coding region runs from base 1 to 750 and encodes 249 amino acids.
AUGAGUACACAGACACUGACCCCAUUGGAUAGCGUAGAAGAUACCGAGAAGAUGCGUGAGCAGGCGAUCGCUUUCUACAAGCACGAACACAAUCUUUCUCAAGAAGAACGUCGGGAGUUGGCUCAUUUCUUUGAAAGCCAGGUUCGUAGAACAGUUAUGGGGUUCUCCAUAGGUGUCACUGUGGGUGCUGCCAUUCCGUUCAUUUUGAGACGUCGUGGGGCCAUGGUGCAUCCUGCCACCUCGAUCUUAGGCGCCGUUAUUGGAGGCACAGCGGCUCCUGGAUUGGUCAAUGGCCCCUUGAUGAGACGUGACGAGGCCAAUUUCAUCGAGAAGUAUGGUAAUGAAUCACAGGUUGUACAGACAUUGGCCAAUACCCCAGACAAGGUCACACGUGCAGUUUUUUGGACAGCGUACUUCCAAGCCACUGCCAAAGACGUGGAGAGACGAAUGCCCGAUCCUUCAAAAGUUGAUGGCCCAAUGUUCUUUGCCCUAGGUAAGGGAAGAAGCAGACCGAUGGUUGAAGAUGGCCGUCCCACUGCCCAUGAGGAGUACAGAGCUCAGUCAAGCUGGGACCGUGUAAGACGUGGUGAGACUAACGACCAUCACCAUCCACAACCUGCAACUGAACAUGGUGCUUUUGGGUUAGAAAAUGAUCAUACUAUUUUGGAGACAGAACCGUCAAAGGAUACAAUGCCACAAUCGCAGGCCAUUGGAUCUGCUUGGGACAGAGUGAGGCGGUCCGGGCAUUGA